AUGUACUUAAUGAUCCUGUCAUAUAUUCAAAGAGAAUUUAAAUACGCUCAGAUGUUCGCCAUUACGUAUCCGAAAUGUAUAGAGAACCAUAGGGAUAAUUUUUACGUAUUUUUAUGCUUGUUUUCUCUUUCUUUCAUUUUUGCAAUUUACGCAACCAUUGUCUAUAUUGGUUUCGAUCCUUUGAUAUCAAUAUUUGUGUUACAAAUUUGUGGUCAAUUGGAAAUUUUGAGCCAUCAAUUGCUGGCAUUAAAUGAAGUGACCGAUUCAAAUGAAAUUAUACAAAGUUUAAAAACUAUCAACAUUAAGUUGCAGUGUUUAUAUAGUUUUAUAGAUUCUCUAAAAUCAAACUUUAUGAUUUUAUUCGAGUAUCAAAUUAAAGUUGCGAUAUUUUUGGUGCCUUUCGCUCUAUUUCAAAUAUUUCAAGGUGUUAAGCUCAGAGAAUCAAUUUACUGUUGCGGUUGGGAAAAACAGUCGAAUAUCAAAAUAAGGAAGACCGUGUUACUUAUGAUGACGAGAUGCAAUAAUCCUCCGAGUAUAAGAUCUGUUUUCUAUCCUGUUAAUCUCGAGACAUUCUCUGAGGCGUGCCGGCAAUCUUACGCCAUAUUCAAUAUUAUGAACGCAGCUUGGUCAUAA
Messenger RNA from Papilio xuthus (Asian swallowtail), 633 nucleotides. RefSeq lists its product as uncharacterized. The transcript is spliced from 4 exons. The record is from RefSeq and is a predicted model, not a curated record. The coding region runs from base 1 to 633 and encodes 210 amino acids. Gene Ontology annotation, cellular component: plasma membrane. Gene Ontology annotation, biological process: sensory perception of smell; detection of chemical stimulus involved in sensory perception of smell. Gene Ontology annotation, molecular function: olfactory receptor activity; odorant binding. Lineage: Eukaryota; Metazoa; Arthropoda; Insecta; Lepidoptera; Papilionidae.